UGCAUAUAAAUACCUUCUCACGCGCAGUUCGUUUCCUGUCCUCUUUCCCAGUCGCAUUUUUCUGGUCGCGCUCCGGUCAUCCAGGAAAAGUCUCUCCUAAACCCUUCCUCUCGCUGAAGCGAUCUCCAGCUAUGGCCUCCACCGGAGAAACGACCCAGUACUUUUCUACUGUUUUGCCCGAGGAAGAUGAUCUCAAGUUUGGUUUUAAGCGGUCGGAGAUGUACCAAAGCAAUCUCGCCGGCACAGUUGACCCCUACGAACGUCACCUCUUCCUCUGCUACAAAUCUCAUGACUCCUGGCCUUCUCGUGUUGAAGCCUCCGAUUCCGAUCUUCUCCCCAAGCUUCUCUCAGCUGCUCUUAAAGCUCGCAAGGCUGAUAUCAAAAUCAAGGCUCGUUUGACCAUAUGCGAAGGGCUUGAGGACUUGCAAUUAUCGGAUGGAGAUGUUUUGGUUUUCCCUGAUAUGAUCAAGUACAGAGAUUUGAAGGACUCGGAUGUGGAUGGGUUUGUGGAGGAUGUGCUUGUUAAUGGGAACUCCUGGGCUGCUGGUAAACAGGAGGUUUUGACUGGUUCAUAUGUUUUUGUUUGUGCUCACAAUAAUCGAGACAAAAGGUGUGGUGUUUGUGGACCUGUUCUGAUUGAGAAGUUCAAAGAAGAGAUUGACUCCAGGGCUUUAAAGAGCCAGGUGUUUGUGACUGCUUGCUCUCAUAUUGGAGGCCAUAAGUAUGCUGGCAAUGUGAUCAUUUUCAGUGCCAAUGCUCAAGCGAAAAUUGAUGGCCAUUGGUAUGGAUAUGUUACGCCUAAUGAUGUGCCUGAACUGCUUGAUCAGCAUAUUGGGAAGGGAGAAAUCAUUGAGCGAAUUUGGAGAGGCCAAAUGGGAGUUACUGAAGAAGCUGAGAACGUGCAUCAGCAGAAGCUUUUAAAUGGUACAAGUCUUAACAAUUAUGCAGAGAAGCCACAAGAAAUCAGAAGCGAGGAAAAGAAUGAAAGUAGUUCAAGCUGUUGCCAAGGUGCUAAUGGAGUCUCAUGUUGCAGAGAUGUGAAUUUUCAGGAGAAAGAGGUACAAAAGGGAACAGGAAAGCUCUCAAACUGGAUUGGAAGAUGGGAGCAGCGUGAUGUCCUGACAACUGUUGCUGUCCUUGGAGCAGUGACUACCGUUGCUGUGGCAUUUGCUUUUUACAAAAGGUCAAGGUGAAGUGUUGCCUUGGGCAUUCUAGCUACAUGUUUUGCAUCUAAAUUUUGAGGUCGUAUGCCUUGGUAUGUUCUGGAGAGGUUAAGUUGCACUAAAUAAGAUAAUCGUGAGAAGCACGUACUUGUUUAAGAAGAUACUAGUUACACAUUCAUCUCUACGUGAAGAUAAAUGUAGAGAGUAGCAUAUGAUGAAGAUAAAAGAUUAUUACCUGUUCUCGCUGUUGCUUGCGUUUUAUAGACGUUCUUUGGUGCUUAGUUACUACUUAUAUGGCAUGCAGCUGCUUUGUACC
Molecule: messenger RNA, 1479 nt
Organism: Coffea eugenioides
Lineage: Eukaryota; Viridiplantae; Streptophyta; Magnoliopsida; Gentianales; Rubiaceae
Product: altered inheritance of mitochondria protein 32-like
Exons: 5
Coding region: 132-1193 (353 amino acids)
Source: RefSeq, a predicted model, not a curated record